AUGUUUCCAUGUCGUCUUGGCCACGCGGCUGCGUGCUUCCUGCUCUUGGUGAUCCUGUCCUGCGCCGGCCCUGCUGCAGCUACGAGGCCUGCGCCGGCGCACGGCUGGCACUCGUUCAAGCGGUUGCAGGACGCGCGGCGGGGGAGCCGCGUGACGGGGCUCGGCGAGCUCAAGCGGUACCUGGCCACGUUCGGGUACAUGCCUGCCGGUGCCGGGGCGGAGCAAAGCGGGGAGCCGACCGACGCCUUCGACGAGCACCUCGAGGCCGCCGUGAAGCGGUACCAGUCCCGGCUCAGCCUCCCUGUAACCGGCAGCCUCGACGCCGCCACGCUCAACCAGAUCAUGUCCCCGCGCUGCGGCGUCGAGGACGACCACGGCGUGUCCGGCGUGGUCAGCCGGUUCACCUUGCUAAAGGGCAAGCCCAAGUGGACGCAGCGGUCGGAACCGAUCGUGCUCUCGUACGCCGUGUCGCCCACGGCCACCGUUAGCUACCUGCGGCACGACAACGUGAGCGCCGUGUUCCGGCGAGCGUUCGACCGGUGGGCGCUGGUGAUACCUGUGUCGUUCGUCGAGACUGACGACUACGACGCGGCCGACAUCAAGGUGGGGUUCUACAAGGGCAGCCACGGCGAUGGCGGGCCGUUCGACGGGCCGCUCGGCGUGCUCGCCCAUGCCUACCCCAAGAACGGGCGGCUCCACCUCGACGCGUCGGAGCAGUGGGCUUUGAACUUGGGAGAUGGAACGGCAACGACGUCAGAAUCCAUCGACCUGGAGUCGGUGGCGGUGCACGAGAUUGGCCAUGUCCUCGGACUUGGGCACUCCACGUCGCCGCACGCGGUCAUGUACCCGAGCAUCAAGGCGCUGCAGAAGAGGGCAGACCUCACCGUGGACGACGUGCAAGGCGUGCAGAUGCUCUACGGAUCCAACCCCAAUUUCAGGCUCAGCUCCCUCCACAAAGAGCCGGACCCUUCCAUGGCACCACAGAGGAGCAGCUGGGUCGUUUCUUCCGCUAGGUUACUAGUUAGCGCAGUCGUGGUCGCCAUACUCGUGACGCACUUAUAG
This is a messenger RNA of Lolium rigidum, 1062 nucleotides long. RefSeq names its product metalloendoproteinase 1-MMP-like. The transcript has a single exon. The record is from RefSeq and is a predicted model, not a curated record. Bases 1 to 1062 code for a protein of 353 amino acids. NCBI's taxonomy places the organism in Eukaryota, Viridiplantae, Streptophyta, Magnoliopsida, Poales, Poaceae. Gene Ontology annotation, biological process: extracellular matrix organization; proteolysis; collagen catabolic process. Gene Ontology annotation, molecular function: metalloendopeptidase activity; zinc ion binding. Gene Ontology annotation, cellular component: extracellular matrix.